AUGUACAGGGGAGAAAUACAUGAGCAGAUCAGAUCUGACCCGGUCCUGCAGAAACACACACUGGACACAGGAGACCUGCAGAGAGUCAAAGAGCAGCACAAAACCAGCAUGAAGAACAAGUAUGAGAGAUUAUUUGAGGGAAUCAAACUCCAGGAGAAUGAAAGCCUCCUGAACAGCAUCUACACACAGCUCUACAUCAUAGAGGGAGAGAGAGAAGGAGUGAAUGAAGAACAUGAGGUUUUACAGAUGGAGAAAACAGCCAGAACACAACACUCACAAGACACUCCAAUCUACUGCAAUGACAUCUUUAAAGCCUCCGCUGAAGCAGGAUCUGAGGAGAAAGAGCAGAUCAAGACUGUUCUUACUAAAGGCAUCGCUGGAAUCGGAAAAAACGUCUCUGUGCAGAAGAAGAGGAAGAAUAGGAAGAGGAAGAGGAAGAAGAAGAGGAAGGAGGAGGAGGAGGAGCAGGAACAGGAGAAGGAGAAGGAGAAGGAGAAGGAGAAGGAGAAGGAGAAGCAGAUCAAGACUGUUCUUACUAAAGGCAUCGCUGGAAUCGGAAAAACCGUCUCUGUGCAGAAGUUCAUUCUGGACUGGGCCGAGGGAAAAGCCAAUCAGGAUGUAGAUUUCAUGUUUGUGCUUCCAUUUCGAGAGCUGAACUUGAUCCGAGAUCAUCAGUACAGUCUUCACAGACUUCUGCUGGACUUUCAUCCUGAACUUCAAGAUCUGGACUCACAGAUUUAUGAGCAGUGUAAAGUUGUGUUCAUCUUUGAUGGUCUGGAUGAAAGCAGAAUCACACUGAUGUUUUCAGAUGCUCAGAAAGUGUGUGAUGUGACUGAGACUUCAUCAGUGGCUGUGUUGAUGUCAAAGCUGAUGAAAGGAGAGCUGCUUCCCUCUGCUCUCAUCUGGAUCACCUCCAGACCAGCAGCAGCCAAUCAGAUCCCCUCCAAAUACAUCCACCGUCUGACAGAGAUUCAGGGAUUCACUGAGCCUCAGAAGGAGGAAUAUUUCAGGAAGAGAAUCAGUGAUGAGCAUCAAGCCAGCAGAAUCAUCUCACACAUCAGAAGAGCAAGAAGCCUCCACAUCAUGUGCCACAUCCCCGUCUUCUGCUGGAUAUCAUCCACUGUGCUUCAGAAGCUCCUGGAAGAAGAUCUGAGAGCAGAAAUCCCUCAAACUCUGACUGAAAUGUACAUCCACUUCCUGCUGAUUCAGAUCAACAUGAGGAAGCAGAAGUAUGAAGAGAGAGAUCCAGAGAAACUCCUGCCGUCCAACAGAGAAGUGAUUGUGAAACUUGCUGAAGUGGCUUUCAAACAGCUGAUGAAGGGCAAUGUGAUGUUCUAUGAGGAGGACCUGAUUGAGAGCGGCAUAGACGUCACUGACGCCUCAGUGUAUUCUGGGAUUUGCACUGAGAUCUUUAAGCAGGAAUCUGUGAUUCAUCAGAGGAAAGUCUACAGCUUCAUUCAUCUGAGCUUUCAGGAGUUUCUCGCUGCUUUCCAUGUGUUUUACUAUCAUAUGAAUACAACUAUGGAAAUACUUAAGAAUUUCGCUUCAAUACAAAAUUUGCUUAAUGCGGCAGUAGAUAAUGCCAUUGAGAGUAAGAAUGGACGUCUGGAUCUGUUCCUGCGGUUCCUGCUGGGCAUCUCACUGGAGUCCAAUCAGAGACUCUUACAGGAUCUACUGACACACACAGAGAACAGCUCAGAAAGCAUCAGGAGAACCACACAGUACAUCACAGAGAAGAUCAAAGAUGGACAUGGACUCUCCACUGAAAGAUCCAUCAAUCUGUUCCUCUGUUUGCUGGAAGUGAAAGAUCAAACUCUGUCCAGAGAGAUUCAGGAGUUUGUGAAAUCAGACAAACACUCAGAGAAGAAACUCUCUGCUGCUCACUGCUCAACAAUCUCCUACAUGAUUCAGAUGUCAGAGGAGACACUGGAUGAGCUGGACCUCAUGAAAUACAACACAUCAGAUGAGGGGAGAAGAAGACUGAUACCAGCUGUGAUCAACUGCAGAAAAGCACUUCUUGCUGGCUGUAAUCUCACUGCUCAGUCCUGUGAAAUUGUGUCAUCAGCUCUACAAUCCUCACACUCUGUCCUGAGAGAACUGGAUCUGAGUAACAAUGACCUUCAGGAUUCAGGAGUGAAGCUGCUCUCUUAUGGACUGAAGAGUCCAAACUGUCAACUGCAGAUACUGCGUUUGUCUGGCUGUAUGGUGACAGAGGAAGGCUGUGGUUAUUUGUCUUCAGCUCUGAGUUCAAACCCUUCACACCUGAGAGAGCUGGAUCUGAGCUACAAUCACCCAGGAGAUUCAGGAGUCCAGCUGCUCAAACACCAUCUGGAGGAUCCAAACUAUAGACUGGAGAAACUCAAUUUGGAUCAUGGAGAACCUUUCAGAAUCACACCUGGACUGAAAAAAUAUGCGUGUGAUCUCACACUGGAUCCAAACACAGCAAACUAUCAUCUCAUCCUGUCUAAGGACAACAGAAAGAUUACACGUGUGAAAGAGCCACAGUCGUAUCCUGAUCAUCCAGACAGAUUUAAGCACCAUGAGCAGGUCCUCUGUAAAGAGCGUCUGACUGGACGCUGUUACUGGGAGGCUGAAUGGGACAAGGGAGGGGUUGAUAUAGCAGUGACCUAUAAAGAAAUCAUAAAUAGAGGAGGCAGUUGUAAUCGUUGGUUUGGAAACAGUGAUAAAUCCUGGAGUCUGUACUGCUCUGUUAAUGAAUUUACUAUCUGGCGCAAUAAUAAGAGCAGUAAUAUAUCAGUCCCUUCAUACUCUAAGAGAGUAGGAGUGUAUGUGGAUGUGUCGGCCGGUACUCUGUCAUUCUACAGCGUCUCUGAAACACACACACUCACACACUUACACACAUUCAACACCACAUUCACUGAACCCCUGUAUGCUGGAUUUAGGGUUUAUGAAUCCUCACUGUCUCUGUGUCAGUUUUAACAGCCUCCAGUGAGUAACAACUGACACAUCAGUUGCUUAAGUCACACAAUCAAAUAUUAG
Carassius gibelio (silver crucian carp) is the source of this 3000-nucleotide messenger RNA. Its product is annotated as protein NLRC3-like. NCBI's taxonomy places the organism in Eukaryota, Metazoa, Chordata, Actinopteri, Cypriniformes, Cyprinidae. The coding region runs from base 1 to 2940 and encodes 979 amino acids. The transcript is spliced from 6 exons. The record is from RefSeq and is a predicted model, not a curated record. Gene Ontology annotation, molecular function: protein binding.